Acomys russatus (golden spiny mouse) is the source of this 1194-nucleotide messenger RNA. RefSeq names its product solute carrier family 35 member A1 (gene Slc35a1). Gene Ontology annotation, biological process: pyrimidine nucleotide-sugar transmembrane transport. Gene Ontology annotation, cellular component: Golgi membrane. Lineage: Eukaryota; Metazoa; Chordata; Mammalia; Rodentia; Muridae. Bases 135 to 1145 code for a protein of 336 amino acids. The record is from RefSeq and is a predicted model, not a curated record. The transcript has 8 exons. Gene Ontology annotation, molecular function: pyrimidine nucleotide-sugar transmembrane transporter activity.
GUUUCCCAGGCUUGUCACUCCGGCUUCCGCCGCAGCCGGCGGCUUCCUCCUGGCGCACUUCGGGCGGCGGGCUCUCUAGGCCGGCGCGUCUCUAUGGCCGCAGGGGCCUCAGUUCCGCAGGCUCUCUCAGCACCAUGGCUGCAGCGAAAGAAAAUGUCAGUUUAUUCUUCAAGCUGUACUGCUUGGCAGUGAUGACCCUGGUGGCUGCAGCAUACACUGUCGCUUUAAGGUACACAAGGACAACAGCUGAAGAACGCUACUUCUCAACCACAGCCGUGUGUAUUACAGAAGUUAUAAAGUUACUGAUAAGUGUUGGACUUUUAGCUAAAGAAACUGGCAGUUUGGGUAGAUUUAAGGCAUCAAUAAGUGAAAAUGUCUUCGGGAGUCCCAAGGAACUGGUUAAGUUAAGUGUGCCAUCACUGGUGUACGCUGUUCAGAACAACAUGGCUUUCCUAGCUCUUAGUAAUCUGGAUGCAGCGGUAUACCAGGUGACCUAUCAAUUGAAGAUUCCAUGUACUGCUUUAUGUACUGUCUUAAUGUUAAAUCGAACACUCAGCAAAUUACAGUGGAUUUCAGUUUUUAUGCUAUGUGGUGGGGUCACACUCGUACAGUGGAAACCAGCCCAAGCCACAAAAGUUAUGGUCGAGCAGAACCCAUUAUUAGGCUUUGGAGCUAUAGCUGUUGCAGUGCUGUGCUCUGGAUUUGCAGGAGUCUAUUUUGAAAAAGUUUUAAAGAGUUCAGACACGUCCCUGUGGGUGAGAAACAUCCAGAUGUACCUGUCAGGGAUUGCUGUGACGUUAGUGGGCACCUACUUGUCAGACGGAGAUGAGAUUAAAGAAAAAGGAUUUUUCUUUGGUUACACGUAUUAUGUCUGGUUUGUUAUCUUCCUUGCUAGUGUUGGAGGCCUCUACACCUCCGUUGUGGUGAAGUACACAGACAACAUCAUGAAAGGCUUCUCCGCGGCCGCCGCCAUUGUCCUCUCUACCAUUGCUUCAGUCAUACUGUUUGGAUUGCAGAUAACACUUUCCUUUGCACUGGGAGCUGUUCUGGUAUGUGUUUCCAUAUACAUCUAUGGGUUACCCAGACAAGACACGACAUCCAUUCAACAAGAAGCAGCUUCAAAGGAGAGAAUCAUUGGUGUGUGAUGGGAGUCUCAAGAGAUUCCUGCAAGGACUAAACCGUUGGUAAUUAGAG